This is a messenger RNA of Didymodactylos carnosus, 461 nucleotides long. The record is from the annotation of a GenBank genome assembly. Lineage: Eukaryota; Metazoa; Rotifera; Eurotatoria; Philodinida; Philodinidae.
AUACAGAAUAUAAAAUAUAUCAACAUCAACCAAUAUCUAAAGAUUGGGUACUCGUUUAUAAUCAAUCUUACAGUCAUCCGACAACUCAUGAAGAGUUACAAUCAAUACAAUGUAGAACAAAUCAAAAGAUACUAAUUGGUGCGCAAUAUAUUCGAAACGAUACAACGACACUGUAUUUAGCAGCUGUUGGACCAUCUGAUCUCCUUCAAAAUUUAAAUACAGAAUUGAAUCAACCUAAACAACUCGGUGAUGUUUAUUGGUAUUUAACGCCUAAAAAAUCAUUCGGUUUUUCGCCUAUACAACAAAUAAAUCAAAUAGAUAUUGAUGUCAUGCAAGAUGUAAAUACAAUGGAUCAACGUUUAAGUUGGCAUUUACAUGGACAAUACGGUGGUUGGAGAGCUGGAAAAUACAUUGAUCUUUAUGGCAGCACAUUAUGGUAUAAAUUAAUUUAUUGUAUUUAA